Molecule: messenger RNA, 7637 nt
Organism: Cydia pomonella (codling moth)
Lineage: Eukaryota; Metazoa; Arthropoda; Insecta; Lepidoptera; Tortricidae
Gene: Usp7
Product: ubiquitin carboxyl-terminal hydrolase 7-like
Exons: 24
Coding region: 380-3757 (1125 amino acids)
Biological process (GO): protein deubiquitination; regulation of protein stability
Cellular component (GO): nucleus; cytosol
Molecular function (GO): cysteine-type deubiquitinase activity; protein binding; cysteine-type endopeptidase activity
Source: RefSeq, a predicted model, not a curated record
UUAACCACCAUUUUGUUUAUUUUCGCGUAAAUAAUUAUAAUACUGGAUAUCUUAGUGAACAUUUUUAGUAGGCCGUAUAAUGCAGUAAUCGAUUCAUUCUGGCGAUGCUUAAAAUAUUAGGAAUGUGCUAUUAGCGUACCAGCGACGUCGGGCCCUUGUGUUGAUCUUUGCAGACGGCCGCGCCGCUUAUAAACGUUACUUCGGCGCAGUGCGCUCUAAUAUCAGAAAACAGCAGUGCAAGACGAAAGGAUUGAGAGCAAACGAAGUGGCCCGUUGCGAUUCUGUCAACGACUCCUCAGGAAAUCCAAAGGGAGCGAUCCCCUGGUAGGAAAUAUCGAAGAGUCGUGGGCGAGAGUCCCCCGUGGCGCGCCCGGCUAACAUGAACCACACGUCUGCUGCGGACAGGCAGCACGACACUAAUGUGAACCAAGUGGAGGAGAUGGAGACACAAGACGUGGAGACCGUAGAUACCGCCACAGAUAAGGACUGUGACGAGACGGAGACUCUUCUUAUGAAAUGGUCCACUGAUCAAGUGGUCAUGAGUGAGGUUAUGAAGAACCAGGAGACAACAUCUACAGCUAUGGUUCAAGACACCGAAAUGGAAGACGACGAAGCGAGGUCCGAAGCGACCUUCCGCUACACAGUGCAGAACUUCCGUAGCCUCAAGGACUCGGUAUUGUCCCCGCCCUGCUACGUGCGCAACCUGCCCUGGAAGAUCAUGGUCAUGCCGCGGCAGGCCCCGUCGCCCGACCGGCAGCAGCAGAAGUCGCUCGGCUUCUUCCUGCAGUGCAACGGGGAGAGCGAAUCUUCCAGCUGGUCAUGUUACGCCAUGGCAGAGUUGAGACUCAUCUCGCAUAAGCCGGACUGUGAACCGUUUUUUAGGAAGAUACAGCAUUUGUUCUACAGUAAGGAGAAUGAUUGGGGCUUCUCCCACUUCAUGGCGUGGAACGACGUCCUGGACCCGGAGAAGGGCUACAUCAAGGACGACGCCAUCACCCUCGAGGUGCACGUGACGGCGGAGGCGCCCCACGGCGUGUCCUGGGACUCCAAGAAACAUACCGGCUAUGUAGGCCUCAAGAACCAGGGCGCGACUUGCUACAUGAAUUCCCUGCUGCAGACCUUAUACUUCACCAACCAAUUAAGAAAGGCAGUCUACAAAAUGCCCACGGAGUCGGACGAUAGUACAAGGUCCGUCGCCUUAGCACUGCAGCGAGUAUUCUACGAGCUCCAGUUCUCCGACAAGCCCGUCGGAACUAAAAAGCUGACCAAGAGUUUCGGCUGGGAAACGCUGGACUCCUUUAUGCAGCACGACGUCCAGGAGUUCCUUAGGGUUCUGCUGGACAAAUUGGAGAGUAAAAUGAAGGGCACGUGCGUCGAGGGCACUGUGCCCCGCCUGUUCGAGGGCAAGAUGACGUCGUACAUCAAGUGCAAGAAUGUCAAUGUGUCCAGCACGCGCGUCGAGACCUUCUAUGACAUACAACUGAACAUAAAGGGGAAGAAGAAUAUCGACGAGUCGUUCAAAGACUACAUCAGCACGGAGAUGCUGGACGGCGACAACAAGUACGACGCGGGCGAGCACGGGCUGCAGGAGGCGGAGAAGGGGGUGAUCUUCGCCUCCUUCCCCCCCGUGCUGCAUCUGCACCUCAUGAGGUUCCAGUACGACCCCAUCACGGACAGCUCCGUCAAGUUCAACGACAGGUUCGAAUUCUACGAGCACAUCAACCUAGACGCGUACCUGCAGGAGAAGCCCGAGACGCCGGCCGACUACACGCUGCACGCCGUGCUCGUGCACUCGGGCGACAACCACGGCGGACACUACGUCGUCUUCAUCAACCCCAAGGGCGACGGCAAGUGGUGCAAGUUCGACGACGACGUGGUAUCUCGCUGCACGAAGCAGGAGGCCAUCGAGUACAACUACGGAGGCCACGAUGAGGACAUGGCCCUCACCGUGCGCCAUUGCACCAACGCCUACAUGUUGGUUUAUAUUAGGGAUUCUCAAUUAAAAACAGUGUUGCAAGAAGUAACUCAACCAGACAUUCCGUCUGAACUAAGCGAGAGACUGGCAGAGGAGAAACGAAUUGAAACUAUCCGUCGCAAGGAGCGCAACGAGGCGCACCUGUACAUGACGGUGAACGUGGUGCUGGAGGACGAGUUCGACGGGCACCAGGGCAACGACCUGUACGACCCCGAGCGCGCGCACUGCCGCGCCUUCCGCGUGCGCAAGCAGGCCAGCGUGGCCGAGCUCAUGGACGUGCUGGCCGACAACUUCCGCUACCCGCACAAGCAGCUCCGCCCCUGGCCCUUCAGUGCGCGCUCCAAUCAGACAUGCAGACCAACCUGCCUAGACAUAAUCAACGAUCAACACAAGACCGUAGCCGACGUUUCGGAGAACACGAACCCCUGGAACAUCUUCCUCGAGAUGCUGCCCCCGGACUCCGGCCUCAGCACGCUGCCCACGUUCGACAAGGACAACGAUGUGGUGCUCUUCUUCAAGUUCUAUGAUCCCAAGCAGAAGAGGAUCCAUUAUUGCGGACACCACUAUUUGCCGAUUGCGAGCAAGCUGCCCGAUCUCAUACCGAUACUCAAUAAACGUGCUGGUUUCCCAACUGAUACUCCCCUAGUACUGUACGAGGAAAUCAAACCCGACUUCGUGGAGAAGAUCAACAAUUACAACGAUCCCUUAGAAAAGUUAACAUGUAUGGCCGGCACAGGUAUGAUGGAUGGCGACAUCAUCGUGUUCGAGCGAGCCGACCACCGCCACGAGGAGCUCGAGCUGCCCACCUGCCAGGACUACUUCAAGUACAUCUUCUACAAGGUCGAGGUGCAGUUUGUGGAUAAGACGCUACCCAACGAUCCGGGAUUCACAAUGGAGUUGUCUAUGCAAAUGCGUUAUGAGCAAAUGGCGAGAGCGGUCGGCCAACGGCUCAACGUCGACCCUUACUUAAUACAGUUCUUCAAGUGUCAGAAUUACAAGGAUACGCCCGGUUUGCCGCUGCGGUACUCCUACGACGGCAUUCUGAAGGAUCUGCUAGUGUACUGUAAACCAAAGUGCCCUAAGAAAUUGUUCUACCAGAUUUUAUCUAUUAAAGUUAACGAAUUGGACAAUAAGAAACAGUUCAAAUGUUUAUGGGUUGGUCCUAAUUAUAAAGAAGAUAAAGAAUUAAUUUUAUAUCCAAACAAAGGUGGUAAAGUAGCAGACAUAUUAGAAGAAGCGGCUAAAGUUGUUGAGAUGUCUCCCGACGGCUCGGGCAGAUUACGGAUCGUGGAGGUGUCGUGUCACAAGGUGUUGCCCGGGCCCGACCCCGAGCUCACGCUCGACCAGGUCACCAUCGCGCCGCCCAGACUCUACAGAAUAGAGGAGAUACCUCAGGACGAGUUGAAUCUACAGGAGGAUGAGGCGUUAGUGCCGUGCGCUCACUUCCACAAGCAGGUGUACGCGACGUUCGGCAUCCCGUUCUACACGCGCGUGAAGCACCUCGAGCCGUUCCAGGCCGUCAAAGACCGGCUGCAGGCCAAGCUCGACAUACCCAACAAGGAGUGGGAAAAGUACAAUUUCGCUAUAGUGACAAAUGGCAGACCUAACUACAUAAGUGAAGGAGCGACAAUAAACAUAUUCGACUUCAGGCCGAGUAGUAAUGCAAAUCUGUCGCUUCCAGACGCGACGGGGCGGCCGUGGCUGGGGCUGGACCACAUCAACAAGACGCCGAAGCGCUCGCGCGUCAACUACCUGGAGAAGGCCAUCAAGAUCUACAACUGAGCGUGUGCCGCCCGCCGCCCGCGGCCUCCGGGACCGCGCUAGGGCCCCGAUACUUAUGUAAAUACGAUUUACUUUCGUUACCGACUUUGUCUGUUAUCUAUUUAUGACGUUUGGAAGCAGAUCGAUAUCAUUUCCAUAUUUUUGCAAUGCGGUGGAGUCCAUGUUUUAUACAUUAGUAGAUUAGACCAUAUUGUAUGUACAUAUUUUGUAAUUUUAAAACGCAUAUUUAUAUGGGCCCUAGACGUAACCGUUUUUCGAGUGAAUGUAACUUAGCGCCGGGCGAGUGAGUGAGAUUUCUUUGAUUGAAGAAUUCUUUCUUGAAAAUAAUUGACAAUCACAGGCUCCUGCGGUGGCGGCAUGGUUGCAGUUUUAUCACCUGUCACUAUGCCUGUCACUUUCGCACUUACAUACUUGUUUGAACGUGACAUGCAUUUUGACAGGCGAUAAAAAUGCGACCGUGCUUAGCCUGCUGAACUAAGAAAUGUGCGACAAUAAGCAAGAAUUAGAUUGUGCUCUCAUCAAUAGGUAAAGCGGACACUGCGGCGUAUGUUUGUUGAAGACAUUUGAAACCCGCAAAGGAUGAUACUGUGUUUAUAUCGCCGUUCUUCGUUCAUAACCGACUGUCUAAUUGUCUAUUUAAUUAGUUUAGUUAUCUGUGUUGAUGCCUCCCUGUUAAAUUUAUAAAAUAGGAAUGUACGUAAAUAUCCGAAUGCUUGACACUACCUUAUUAGUUGCCACUUUCAUAGUGUAAAAAAGUGGUUAAGUAUUGGAAUUAGGUUGUCAAAUAAUAGGACGUUUACUUAGGUAAUGUAGACAGGACGGCCUACGUUACAUCGUGUAUAGCAGCUAGAUACGGGCCGCGACGACGUAAGUUACGUUCACUCGACCGUCAACAAACACCAGUUCGACCUGUACCGCGCUAUUUAUUACGUAUUUAUAUAUAUAUUUGGACCAUAGGUGACAUUCAUUGUAGUUUAAUAAUUGGAAUCAGUAGUCCUGCUAGCAGAUAUGCGUAUCAUUGUUUUUAUAAUUGAAAGAUUCGCCGAAUUACUUUUCGAAACAUUUAGUAGGCUAAUCAUUCUAUAAAAUAUAUCCCUCGUUACAGUUUGUUGUAGAAAUAGUCUAAACUAAAAUGACGGGCUCCAGGCUCAGUUGCAAAUUUAUUUUAAAGGAAUUAAACUUUGUGUAAAUGUACCUAUCAGAAAUCAAAAGGCGUCAAUUAGUUCUAAAGCGCUAGCUAUCACGCGAGUUAAAGUGUGCAUAAUGACUGACUGACCUAAAAUCAGGGCCUAUCGCGAUGCACUACCUUCAUUCUUUCGUCUAUUUGUCUUUCUAUUGCUCAAAUAUGCAAGACCAACAGAGAUACAAAUAACGAGUUUUCGACAUUCGCGGUACGUCUUCAUUCAAGAGAUAGAUAUCGUGCAUAUACUCAAAUUUUAUAACAUGUAUAUGUUUCAUCUUCUUAUUACUAUUAAAUAAGUCGAAUAAGAAUAUUCAUGUACUGUUAAUUCAUCAAGACUAUCUUCUAAGUCUGCAGUAGAAAAAGCUACUUUGCAUAAAUUUAAAUUUUGAAAAUAAUGCAAAAGGGGAAACGCGGUUCAGAUGAUAAGCGGAUACUCAUUUUGGUUCUCAUUAGACGUGUAAGCGUGUUGAAGCAUUUUAUUGUGCAGCUAAAUAAACCUUAACGGUCGGGCACCGAGUCAUUUUAGCGUAGACAGUAUCGAACUUGGUAAGUGAAUGUCGGUUAUGUUCAAAGUAUCUCAGUUUGGUAUUGCCUUUUAGCAUUUCCAGUGUCGAAAAUCGUGUUUGGCCUCCCCCAAUACUUAGAAUGUCGAAUAAACUACUUUAUUUAUACUUAAGCACGGACUGGUCGGUCGGUCGAACGUUCCCGGACGACCGGGGGCGACAACUGACCGACCGGUAGCAUUUUUGGUGAUUCGACUCUAGCUCAGCAUUUCUACAGAGUAUACAGCAUUAUUUAGAUACGAGUUUGUACUAUGGAGAUAUAUUAUAACGAUGUUUAAGGGUAUUAUUAUAUGUAUAUAGUCAAAUGUGCCUGUGUGUGAUCGCUUUUCGGUAUACGUGGCCUAUAGUCGUCUGCGACUAGCCGGCGACACGCAUUUUAUUUACGAAUUCUCGGUGGUAAGAUGUAGAUGUUCCUUAUCUCUGGGUGACCAUCCAUCAAAGCAGAGUAUUAUAUAAUAUUUGAAUCGAAUGGAGGAGGCACCUGUCAAUUUUAGCGUUUAUAGUAUUGUCGAAUUCCGUACAAAAAAAGGAACCAUUGCCGUGUGUGUCAUCUACAAUUAGCUUUUGCUGGCCUCUCCCAUUCUACAUGCGUUGUAUUAUUAUUAUCAUUCAAUAUAAAAUGCUUCAUAUGACAAGAAUAAAAUGAUAGAAUGUAUGUAAUAAAUAUCAUUUUGAAUGAAAAAAAGAAAUCAUUAGCAUAAGCAAUGAAAUAAUAGUAAGUAGGGCUCGCGGUCGUGUCCGUGAUUCGUGAACCCGUAGCCGUGCGCCCGGUUUCGUGUUUCACGGCAACGGUUUUCUGGUCCGUUCCGCACGUGACAUUCGGUUAAGUGAAAUUAGGGUACGUGAAUCCGUGUAGAUCCGUGUAGGCAUGAUCAUGGCUUCACGUAUCUUAAGAACACGCCGGUUCGGUCCGGCCGCGACGUUGAGUGAAGAUAAGAUGCGGUCUCAAAGAGCUACGAAUAAAAAUGUAUCAUGAGUUUUUUAUUCAUAGCUCUAAUUCCGUUUCAUUACUUUUGAAUUAAAAUUUAUUUCCAAUAGUAAGGCCUUUUAAAUAUUAAUGAGUAAUAAAUGAAAAGAACCAAACAUUAAUUACAUUGAAUAGCUACUUUAAUAAACGGGUUACUAAAAUAAUACAACACUGUGUGGGGUACACUAUUAGUAAGUAAUACGGAAUGUAUAAUUUUGGUAAGUGUUACUCGAAGUAUUGUCUAUCAAGGCAGAUACGACGUGGUCUAGGCAAAGUGAGAACCUCUGUACUCUGUGUAAAAGUAUUAAAGUGGCAUUAACAGUAACUUGGUAAAUAUUUAAUGUCAGUUUAUUAGAUGCAAUAAUUGAAUUUACUAGUGCCAAACUGCAUUAGGUAAUAAAAGUCCUGUUAAGAAGGUAAAAUUAAUUUGGGAUUUGCUUUGGUAGACGGUCACCUGUAGUCGCGCUUGGUCCGCAUACUUUAAUAACAUAGACUAAAAUAAUAUUGUUAUCAUUAUGUAAUACUAUCUGUAAUACUUAAUUAUUAUGUUACGUCAUUUUAUCAUAUGUUGAAUCGUGCUCUUGUUCAUAGACAAACCUAAUAAAAUUUCAUUAUAGUUUUUUUUCUAUUAGCAUCAUCGAAUCAAAUUUAAUCCCCAUUGUGAUAAAAUAGCAACUAUUAGUGAGGCUUGUACAUAAUAGCUCCUGCACAUACCUAUCGCGGACCUGUGUAGGUUUCAGCUUUUUUUCUAACAAAAAAAAAAAAACUAACGAUACGUGAAUUCUUAUGUAACCUGUUUUAUAGAAAAUAUUGAAGUGUGGAUAGAAUAAAAUGUGUUGAUUGUCGAAUCACCAAAAGGCGGCGCCGGGGCCCGGCGCGGCCGCUGCACCUAAGUAACUAGCACCACAUUGUUAAGGCUGAAAGCCGCUCAGAACAUCCGAACGUGUAUAAUGUUACUAUUUAAUUUUUAACUAAUUUUUUGCCGGAAAUAAUAGUGGCAAAUGGGAUUAUAGUUUCAUAGUUGAUUCACUAUUUAGACCCGUCUGUAGGAUUUGGAUCUCGAGCAGAGUUCCGUGACAACUUACCUACAAACUAUUGGAGGGAGUUCCAAUGUUUGUUAUGUUGGAUGUGAAUGUUUCACUGAAUAUAAUCCUAUAUUUGUUUACA